AUGUCUGCCAGCGGCGACCCCAAAUACGACGACAUCGAGUCCGAGUCUGACUCCGGCGAGUCUGUCGGCCACAACGAGGCUGGCGACGAGAAGCCCCUCAAGUCGGCUCUCAAGAAAUCCAACCCAGCUAUCGCAGAGCCCGCGACUCAAAGACCUCCUCUGCCCCCACAAACCGACCCUAAAGAUCUCGAUGUUGCCAGCCUGACCCCCUUGACGCCCGAGAUUAUUGCCCGUCAAGCUACUAUCAAUAUUGGUACCAUUGGCCAUGUAGCUCACGGAAAGUCCACCGUCGUCAAGGCUAUCUCUGGUGUCCAAACUGUGAGGUUCAAGAAUGAGCUCAUCCGCAACAUUACCAUCAAGUUGGGCUAUGCCAACGCCAAGAUCUACAAAUGCGACAACCAAGCAUGCCCUCGCCCUGGAUGCUACCGCAGUUACAAGAGUGAGAAGGAAGUUGACCCUCCUUGUGAGAGAGAUGGCUGUGGCGGUACCUACAGGCUAUUGCGACACGUCUCAUUCGUCGAUUGCCCUGGUCACGAUAUUCUCAUGAGCACCAUGUUGUCAGGCGCUGCCGUCAUGGACGCCGCUCUCCUUCUCAUCGCUGGUAACGAAUCUUGCCCUCAGCCCCAAACCUCUGAGCACUUGGCAGCUAUUGAGAUUAUGAAGCUCGACAAGAUCAUCAUUCUGCAGAACAAGGUCGAUCUUAUGCGAGAAGAGGCUGCGCAGCAGCACUACCAAUCCAUCCUCAAAUUCAUCCGAGGAACUGUCGCCGGCAAGUCCCCAGUCAUUCCCAUCUCUGCCCAGCUCAAGUUCAAUAUCGAUGCCGUCAACGAGGCCAUUGUCAACACCAUUCCCGUUCCUCCCAGAGACUUCAGCAUAGAUCCUCAUAUGAUCGUCAUUCGAUCAUUCGACGUCAACAAGCCUGGUUCCGAGAUCGAUGACCUCAAGGGUGGUGUCGCCGGUGGUUCUAUUCUCCACGGUGUUGUCAAGCUUGGUGAUGAGAUUGAGAUCCGACCUGGUAUUGUUUCCCGAGACGAUAGCGGUGCCCUCAAGUGCACACCCAUUUUCAGUCGAGUCGUCUCGCUUAACUCCGAAGCCAACGACCUCAAGUACGCCGUGCCCGGUGGUCUCAUCGGUGUCGGCACCCGAAUCGAUCCUACUCUGUGCCGAGCCGAUCGUCUGGUCGGUUUCGUCUUGGGUCUCAAGGGCCGCCUUCCCGAGAUCUACAGUGAGAUCGAGGUCAACUUCUACCUUCUCCGCCGCCUGCUUGGUGUGAGGACCGCCGAUGGUAAACAAGCCAAGGUUGCUAAGCUCGCUAAGAACGAGGUUAUCAUGGUCAACAUUGGCUCUACCUCCACUGGCGCCAAGGUUGCUGCCAUCAAGAACGACGCUGCUAAGCUUGUCCUGACCAGCCCUGCCUGUACCAAUAUCGGCGAAAAGGUUGCUCUGAGCAGACGUAUUGAGAAGCAUUGGCGUCUCAUCGGUUGGGCUACCAUUGCUGCUGGUGUGACCCUUGAGCCCAGUACUGCUUAG
Molecule: messenger RNA, 1530 nt
Organism: Fusarium tjaetaba
Lineage: Eukaryota; Fungi; Ascomycota; Sordariomycetes; Hypocreales; Nectriaceae
Product: eukaryotic translation initiation factor 2 subunit gamma
Exons: 3
Coding region: 1-1530 (509 amino acids)
Biological process (GO): formation of translation preinitiation complex; positive regulation of translational fidelity
Cellular component (GO): eukaryotic translation initiation factor 2 complex; cytosol
Molecular function (GO): translation initiation factor activity; GTPase activity; GTP binding
Source: RefSeq, a predicted model, not a curated record